Molecule: messenger RNA, 1994 nt
Organism: Sus scrofa (pig)
Lineage: Eukaryota; Metazoa; Chordata; Mammalia; Artiodactyla; Suidae
Gene: BMP5
Product: bone morphogenetic protein 5
Cellular component (GO): extracellular region
Molecular function (GO): growth factor activity; cytokine activity
Source: RefSeq, marked provisional
UCCAACACCAAGGUGCAGACCAGCCUAGAUCUGUGAUUCAGAAAUCAGGAUUUGUCUUGGAAAGAGCUCAAAGGUUGAGAAGAACUCAAGAGCAAGUGAAGAUAACUUUGGGAACUACAGUUUAUCAGAAGAUCAACUUUUGCUCAUUCAGAUACCAAAGGCCUGAUUAUCAUAUAUUCAUAUAGGAAUGCCUAGGUCAUCUGAUCAAAUACUGUUAGCCGUCUUCUGCUACAUCCAUGCAGCAAAAACUCUUAACAACUGUGGAUAAUUGGAAAUCUGAGUUUCAGCUUUCUUAGGAAUAACUACUCUUGACAUAGUCCAAAAUAUUUAAAAUAGGGCAAGAAAAUCAGUGAGGAUGCUGUGUUCAGAAAUGUCACUGUCAUGAAGAAUAGGUAAAUUUGUUUUUCAGCUACUGGGAAAGUAUACCUCCUAGGAACUUAGAUCUUUUUUUUUUUUUUUUUUUUAAGAGGACAAGAAGGACUAAAAAUAUCAACUUUUGCUUUUGGACAAAAAUGCAUCUGACUGUAUUUUUACUUAGGGGUAUUGUGGGUUUCCUCUGGAGCUGCUGGGUUCUAGUGGGUUAUGCAAAAGGAGGUUUGGGAGACAACCAUGUUCACUCCAGUUUUAUUUAUAGAAGACUACGGAACCACGAAAGACGGGAAAUACAGAGGGAAAUUCUCUCUAUCUUGGGUUUGCCUCACAGACCCAGACCAUUUUCACCUGGAAAGCAAGCUUCCUCUGCACCUCUCUUUAUGCUGGACCUGUACAACGCCAUGGCCAGCGAAGAGAACCCCGAGGAGCCGGAGUACUCUGUGAGGGCGUCCCUGGCAGGAGAGACCAGGGGAGCCAGGAAGGGCUCCCCAGCCUCUCCCAAUGGGUACCCUCGCCGCAUACAGUUGUCUCGAACGACUCCCCUGACCACCCAGAGCCCUCCUCUAGCCAGCCUCCAUGAUGCCAACUUUCUCAACGAUGCUGACAUGGUCAUGAGCUUUGUCAAUUUAGUUGAAAGAGACAAGGAUUUUUCUCACCAGAGAAGGCAUUACAAAGAAUUCCGGUUUGAUCUUACUCAAAUUCCUCAUGGAGAAGCAGUGACAGCAGCAGAAUUCCGGAUAUACAAGGACCGGAGCAACAGCCGCUUUGAAAACGAAACGAUUAAGAUUAGCAUAUAUCAGAUCAUCAAGGAAUACACAAAUAGGGAUGCAGAUCUGUUCUUGUUAGACACAAGAAAAGUCCAAGCUUUAGAUGUGGGUUGGCUUGUCUUUGAUAUCACUGUGACCAGCAAUCACUGGGUGAUUAAUCCACAGAACAAUUUGGGCUUGCAGCUCUGUGCAGAAACAGGAGAUGGACACAGCAUCAGCGUGAAGUCGGCCGGGCUCGUGGGAAGACAUGGGCCGCAGUCAAAACAGCCGUUCAUGGUGGCCUUCUUUAAGGCGAGCGAGGUACUUCUUCGAUCUGUGAGAGCAGCCAACAAACGGAAAAAUCAAAACCGCAAUAAAUCCAGCUCUCAUCAGGACUCCUCCAGAAUGUCCAGCGUUGGAGAUUACAACACAAGUGAACAAAAACAAGCCUGUAAGAAGCAUGAACUCUAUGUGAGUUUCCGGGAUCUGGGAUGGCAGGACUGGAUUAUAGCGCCAGAAGGAUAUGCUGCAUUUUAUUGUGAUGGAGAAUGUUCUUUUCCACUCAAUGCCCAUAUGAAUGCCACCAACCAUGCCAUAGUUCAGACUCUGGUCCAUCUGAUGUUUCCUGACCACGUACCAAAACCUUGCUGUGCGCCAACCAAGUUAAACGCCAUCUCUGUGUUGUAUUUUGAUGACAGCUCCAAUGUCAUUUUGAAAAAAUACAGAAAUAUGGUAGUGCGUUCGUGUGGCUGCCACUAAUAUUAGAUAAUAAUGGGAAUAAGGAAAAGAUCUGUAUUAAGGUUUAUGACUACAAUAAAAAAUAUCCUUUCAGAUAAAAGGGGAAUUUCAUGCAAUUAGUCUGGCUCAUGUCAUCUC